AUGGGAAGCGCUCAGCAGGAUGUCCAACUGCAGGACUUCGGCUCCAUCUUCAGCCUGGAGGGCAAAGUCGCUGUUGUGACUGGAGGUUCGAGAGGUUUAGGUCUGCACGUUGCCUCAGGGUUCAUGCAAGCAGGCUGCUCCAAAGUCUACAUCACAUCCCGGAAAGCCAAAGCCUGCGAAGAGGCCAUCGCCGCCCUGAAUGCCCUUCCCAACAAAAGACCCGGUGCCGAAGCCAUCUCCGUCCCUGCCGACUCGUCCAAGAUCUCCGAAAUCGAGCGCCUAGCAGCCGAAGUGGCCAAGACGACCGACCACGUCGAUAUCCUGUUCGCCAAUGCCGGCGCAUCCUGGGGUGCGCCCUUCGAGACACACCCCGAGAGCGCCUUCAGCAAGGUCAUGGAUCUGAAUGUCAAGAGUGUUUUCUAUACCUGCCAGAAAUUUGAGCCUCUUCUGAGCAAAAGAGCGUCUGUAAACAAUCCCAGCAGAAUCAUUGUCACGGCGAGCGUUGCUGGUCUCGGUGUAGGCACACUCGGAAAGAACGCAACUUUCUCUUAUUCUGCAAGCAAGGCGGCUGUACUGCACUUGGCGAAGAAUCUUGCUGUGGAGUUGGGACCACGAGGGAUCCUCACAAAUGCUAUCGCUCCAGGAUUUUACCCCACAAAGAUGGCCUCGGGAUUGAUGGAGCUGGAGGGCGGCUCAGAGGCUUUGGCAGCCGAAGUACCAAACAGGAGAUUGGGCCAUCCAGAGGAUAUUGCUGGCCUGGUCGUCUUUUUGUCGAGUCGGGCAUCGUCACAUAUCAAUGGUGCCGUGAUAACGACCGAUGGCGGUUCUCUCUUGUCGAGAGGGCGGCUGUAG
Molecule: messenger RNA, 852 nt
Organism: Exophiala viscosa
Lineage: Eukaryota; Fungi; Ascomycota; Eurotiomycetes; Chaetothyriales; Herpotrichiellaceae
Product: gluconate 5-dehydrogenase
Exons: 2
Coding region: 1-852 (283 amino acids)
Molecular function (GO): oxidoreductase activity
Source: RefSeq, a predicted model, not a curated record